This is a messenger RNA of Ochotona curzoniae (black-lipped pika), 2127 nucleotides long. RefSeq names its product calcium voltage-gated channel auxiliary subunit gamma 3 (gene CACNG3). The transcript is spliced from 4 exons. The record is from RefSeq and is a predicted model, not a curated record. Gene Ontology annotation, molecular function: voltage-gated calcium channel activity; channel regulator activity. Bases 596 to 1540 code for a protein of 314 amino acids. Gene Ontology annotation, biological process: positive regulation of synaptic transmission, glutamatergic; neurotransmitter receptor transport, postsynaptic endosome to lysosome; transmission of nerve impulse. Lineage: Eukaryota; Metazoa; Chordata; Mammalia; Lagomorpha; Ochotonidae. Gene Ontology annotation, cellular component: postsynaptic density membrane; AMPA glutamate receptor complex.
UUUGAGCGGGGGUGUCGGGAGCAGGCGGAGAGCUUUCCUGGGAGGCUGGGGAAGCAGUGAACACUUCUCAGCGACUCGCCUCCUAGCAGUGCUAUUUUUUGCCAUCCGCCCUCACCCCCCAGCACAUGCGCUCGCACACGCACGCACACACACACAUACACACACACACACACACGCACACACGCACACAGACCUCUCUGGAUGUCUUUGCCUUGAAUCUCCCGGGGCUGUAACGAGCCAGGCACAUUUCAAACCAAGCUGACAGCCCUAAGCUCGGGAGCCAUGCCCUGCACGGACUCUCGUCACUACCGAGCUCCUGAGGAAUGAAAGGAACCCGGGGACUCUCAGAAGGCAGCAGUGAUGUGGACCAACCCCCUGGAGCCUGCACCCUUCAGAGGGCCGUAGGUGAUUCGGGGAACUGGAGAGAUCUCCAGACAGGAAAGCCUAGAUUCUCCAAAGUCUCUGUGGAUGCCGACAAAAAGAGACAGGAAUAUUUGGAAGAGCGUGCUCUAGGUUAACCAGCUGCAGAGCGAUUUUCCCUCUGGCACUGAGUCUCCCCCUUCAACCCCCAGCGUCCAGAGUACCAUGAAGAAUUAUGAGGAUGUGUGACAGAGGUAUCCAGAUGUUGAUCACCACUGUGGGAGCCUUCGCAGCUUUUAGUUUAAUGACCAUUGCAGUGGGCACGGACUACUGGUUAUAUUCCAGAGGUGUGUGCAGGACUAAAUCUACAAGUGAUAAUGAAACCAGCAGGAAGAAUGAAGAAGUAAUGACCCAUUCGGGGCUGUGGAGGACCUGCUGCCUAGAAGGGGCUUUCCGGGGUGUGUGCAAGAAAAUCGAUCACUUUCCUGAAGACGCAGAUUAUGAACAGGAUACGGCCGAGUAUCUGCUGCGGGCUGUCAGGGCCUCCAGCGUCUUUCCCAUCCUCAGCGUCACGCUGCUGUUCUUCGGCGGGCUCUGUGUAGCAGCCAGCGAGUUCCACCGCAGCAGACACAAUGUCAUCCUCAGUGCGGGCAUCUUUUUUGUCUCUGCAGGGUUAAGCAACAUCAUUGGCAUCAUAGUUUAUAUCUCGGCCAAUGCUGGAGACCCAGGGCAGCGCGACUCCAAAAAAAGUUACUCCUACGGCUGGUCCUUUUACUUCGGGGCCUUCUCCUUCAUCAUCGCGGAAAUCGUGGGCGUGGUGGCCGUGCACAUCUACAUUGAAAAGCAUCAACAGUUACGUGCCAAAUCCCACUCGGAGCUCCUCAAGAAAUCCUCCUUCGCCCGCCUCCCGCCCUACAGGUACAGAUUCCGGCGGCGGUCGAGCUCACGGUCCACAGAGCCCCGAUCCCGAGACCUGUCUCCCAUCAGCAAAGGGUUCCACACCAUCCCUUCCACCGACAUCUCCAUGUUCACCCUCUCGCGGGACCCCUCCAAGAUCACCAUGGGGACCCUCCUCAACUCCGACCGGGACCACGCUUUUCUACAGUUCCACAACUCGACGCCCAAAGAAUACAAAGAGUCGCUGCAUAAUAAUCCCAACCGGCGCACCACGCCCGUCUGAACUGACCUCUGACCUCUGCCCCGCGCCUGCCCUGUGCAGUCUGGGGAGCCCCUCCGCAGAGAUGUCGCCGAGGUUGCAUGGCAUGGUCCUCGUGAUGGUAUUACUUUAUUUUUGCCAAGAAUGAAACCAAAUGGACUCAGUCCUUGCCCAUGUGGUCCUCUGACCCUCCCAAGUCCCGCUCCCUCCACGCCUCCUAGACCAAGCCCUUAACAUCCACCUUCUCCCUGUGUAUCUGUGCCAAGCGUUUUUCCUCUCUUCCUUCUGGUCCAGAAGGAGCUCCACAUUCUUCCCUCCUUGGAAGAAGACUGUACUCCAAGUCGUGGGUGGUGGUGGUGGGGGGUGCUGAUGGUGGUGGGAGUAGGCAGUUCUGAAUUCCCAUCAGGUGCGUGCAUAGCUGUCCCCACCAUCCCCUCCCACAAAUCCUCAGGAAACCAACCUCCCAGGAGGCCCUGAGGGAGGCAGUCACCUUUCUGUGUUAGUAAAAAAGAAAAAGAAAAAAAAAAAUGACCAGAAAUCAAAGCUGUCAGAGCCCCAAAGCAGCUAAUGUAAUCAGCACUUAUGUUAUUAAAGGUUUUGCCUUGUCGUAA